AUGCUGCAGACAAACGCAACUCAGGAACGCGUCCAAGCAGUCCGGCCUCUGUACAGCAGUAGCCACCGCUUCAGUAUCUCCUCCGUUCCUCCCUCAGACAUUGUCUACAUCACCAGCCACUCGGACACCAUCACCGGAAAGGAUAUUGUACUCUGGGAAGAUAUCGUCACUGUCUUCAAGCAUGCAUCCUAUGUUCGCCACGAGGCCAAGGUUCUGUCGUUCUUGAAGGGGAGCGACUUUCGAACCAUUGAGCCCCGGAGGAUCUUGGCUGCUCCAAACUCUAUUCUGGAAGUAGUGAUUGAAGGACAGCCGGGGCUCCCAGAGCUGGACGCGUUCAAUCCAACACCUUCACCAAUGCGGGAUUUGAACAAACGGAGUCCGGAAUACCACCCCUCAACCAAAAAUCGACCCGUGUCUAUGGCCCGCGCACCACAACUCAAUGGUAACAACAACAGUCGCUCGAGCAACAAUAACACGGACAAUGACCUGUACAAGAAAUUACCUCGUGGCCCUCAGGGUCAAGCAGAGGACAUCACCGACAUUUUCACCAGAGCCACCCUUGGCGACGCAUCUGCCCAAAUCAGCAUCGCAGAGUUGUACAAAGAAGGCGAGGAGGUCCCACAGGACUAUGAACGAGCUAUGGAAUGGUAUAUGCAAGCAGCCAACCAAGGAGACCCAACAGCACAAUGGAACGUUGGCUUACUAUUCCACCAUGGCCUAGGUGUGACCGAGGACUUUUUGAAGUCAAUGGCAUGGUACCGCAAGGCAGCGAAACAAGGUUACGGAGGAGCGCAGUACAGCAUUGCGCGGAUGUUUGAGUAUGGACAAGGGGUUCCCAAGGACGAGAGUAAAGCAGUGGAGUGGUACUUCAAGGCAGCCGAGAACGGACAUGUGCCGGCACAGCAGUACCUUAGUACCAUGGCUGACGACCUUACCCUGUUCUGUCUUGUUGAUGGGGAGUCCACAUUAAACGCCUUCUCUGUCAAGAUUGACCCCAACAAGACUGUCGAUGGCCUCAAGAAGCUCAUCAGGGCCAUGAAGACCAACGGUUUCAGCGAUGUCACUGCAGGCAAGCUCACGCUCUGGAAAGUCACGGUCCAUGCACCUGUCCGUACCCAAGUCUCUCGGCUGUCAGCCUCGUCCAAUUCGUUAAAGGCGGUGCGGACAUUCCAACAACAGGAGGAACACUGGGAGGACCCUCCCACUACUGCCGAUAGAGCGCUCGAGAGAAUUCGUGGGCGAGCGAUUCCUCUGUUUCCGCUCAUCGGUGUCUCUGGAUGUGGGAAAACGAGGACGACGAUUGAGAUGCUCUCCAAGAACUGGGGAUUUUAUUUCAAUGGAAGCGACGCGGAUUUGGAUAGCGCGGAUUUGGGGUCCAGUGAUCUCGUCAGCUUUCUCCAGUUAGUCCAGGAAAGCUCACGAUACCAAAGUUGUGAUUUAGGAAGCAACAUCCACGUUCACCUCUUGGCGCUGGCUCCUGUUCUUACUCGCGUCAUAAUUUUGCACCACUGUCUCAAUAUUGCGGAACGCGAAGGAACGACAUUUACUUGCAGACAUUGGAUGCUGUUGCAAGUUGGCUUCCGCGCGAUCGGUGUCAAGGACUUGUUUGCCAGUCUCUUCAUGUCGAUUGCGGAUAAGAUCCAUCGCCACUCCGUAGACAUCACGACCAUGCGCGCCUUCGCCCAAGAACGAUUCUCCAGUCUUCGCCAACGCCUUCUGAAGCGAACCCCUUCGGAAAUUGAGCGACGAGCUGGAGCUGACCUUCCUGACGUCUAUAAGCGACCGAUCCUCUCCCCCUUGGUUCACGGGCUCAACCAGAUCUCUUUCGAAGAGAACCAUUUUUGCGUGGUACCCUGUGGGACUGACCUCAGUGCUCUCGACAUGAAUUGGCUCGAAGACUCGGCUCCUGGCUCCAAAGGCUACAGAAGGUCGCUUAGACCAUUUACCGAUUUCCGAGGCUGGGAGUCGCUCGAACAGGUCCAGAACUACCGAGACCUUGUGCGUCGCUCGCUACCCAAUGACAUGGCCAGAAUCAUCUUCGACACUCGUGUGCCGAACGAAUCGAUACCAGAGCUCUUUGCACGCUUGCGUGGGCGUUUUAGGCCCAUUGUUUCCGCGAUCGAGCACAUGAUGACGCCCAGCAAUGGCGAGAUCGAUUGGAGACUGGCGACCAAGGAAACGGAAGAUACGUUGUCAUCAACAGAGUCCCGAUAUUGCGGCCGAGGGAACAUCGUCUUCGACAUAUCGCGAAUGAUUCGAAGAGUUCACAAUUUCGAGCCGCGAUACGCGAAAUAUCAAAACAUACAAACCACCCUCAAGACCUUUGUGUUGGAGCACUACCUGCACGGGAGUCCUUUGCUUCUCGAUACGAUGGAGGCGCCGCUGUUGGAAGCUUCUGUCGGCAGGACCCUUGAUUUCGGCGAAUGCACGAAGACGGUCCUCGGUGAACCCAUUGCACUGCGCGCUGCUGUGAACUAUUUCCGUCGAUAUGACCUGGAAUUUCACAGUGCGAUCUGUACGUUGCACGGUUUGGGAUCAAAUGCAUCAGUGCAUGGAUACCAAUGGGAAAUGGUAGUCUUGCCUAACCUGGCACACGUUUUCCAUGGCAAAAUCCUAUCCAACACAGGUCUAGUUCCGGAGGGGGAGAAGUCUUGCGAUCCCAUUCAGAAUGGCAAGGCCAAAAUUGCUGGAUAUGUCAACCAUCUCGCCCUUGGGAUCGACUCUGAAACUAUGUCACUGGAUGCGUUUCUGGAUGCUCAUGUCCACCACGGUUCAUGCAAGGAUGGGAAAACAGUUCCGCCGUUUUAUCUUCCAGCCGAGACACCAUCAGGACCUGACGUUGCAUUUGUUCUUCGUCUCGACAGCCAUGGCUACUGUCCCGUUUUCGUCCAAUUGAAGAUGCGACACAAGAUGACAAGACCAGAACGUCAGAAUGAGUUUUCUACAGUCAAGGCUAACGGUGUCCAAGGUUAUCUUCAAGAGGCGAUUCUUCAGACGUUUUGUACCGGUUAUCCUAAGCGGUUCCUUGGAGUUGCUAUUGAUUACCCGGCCAAGUUUGCAGAUGUCGAGGGUACAUUUCCGAAAGUCGGACGAAGCGAGCAAAUCCGGUCCGCCCAAGGAGACAUACCCCAGUGCAUUUCGCUGAGGAUUGACAAGAACAACAUACAUGACCUUUUCCCCCAAAACCAUACGCAGGCGCUGGAUAUGCUUAAGGGAAUCAUGCGACAGUUGAACCAGAAUUACUGGCUAUGGGAGUGA
Messenger RNA from Linnemannia hyalina, 3258 nucleotides. NCBI's taxonomy places the organism in Eukaryota, Fungi, Mortierellomycota, Mortierellomycetes, Mortierellales, Mortierellaceae. The record is from the annotation of a GenBank genome assembly.